This is a messenger RNA of Closterium sp. NIES-65, 669 nucleotides long. NCBI's taxonomy places the organism in Eukaryota, Viridiplantae, Streptophyta, Zygnematophyceae, Desmidiales, Closteriaceae. The record is from the annotation of a GenBank genome assembly.
AUGGCGGGGGUCAGUUCCCCCGAGGACCGCAUGCGCCACCUCGUUGCUCGGGACCCUUCCGCGGCCUUCGUUCCGCCGUCGCUCGCCUCUUCCGCCUCCGCCACCUUGCGCUGCCCGCAAUGCGCCGCGCCGAUAUCCGUCCCACAGUCCACAGCCCGCGCAACAGGCGCGGAUGGCGCAGCAGUAGGCGCCCCAGGCCAUGGGGGAGCUUCCGCGCGCACAUGGGGAGGCGGAGCGGGGGGAGGCGGAGGGAUCAGCGGAGGCGGAUGGCGCAUGGCGCCCUUUAUGCGGGAUAGCCUUGCCACGCUCGGCACAGCCAUGGGAGGAACUAUUGCAUCCGUCUAUGCUUUCAACGCAGUGAUGCCUCGGUUGGGAAAGCGCAUCCCAGGAUCAAGGGGACUGCAAUAUCUUUUGGGGGUUCCGCCAGUGGCAGUGGCUGCGGCAGCAGGUGCAGGAGUGGGAGCCGGCACCCUCCCUGCACUCAUCCAGCUCUGCAUGUCAGCAUACUAUGUCACAUCCGCGUCAACACACGCUGCUGUCAGUGUGGCAGAGCAAAGGGUCAUGGCUAAUGCUAGUGGUGCUGCUGGUGGUGCUGCUGGUGGUGCUGCUGCUGCUGGUGCUAGUGGUGGCGCUGCCUCAACGAGAGAAGAGGUGGGUCCUGCUUGUUAG